Messenger RNA from Aspergillus clavatus NRRL 1, 2493 nucleotides. RefSeq names its product HET domain protein. The transcript has a single exon. The record is from RefSeq and is a predicted model, not a curated record. Lineage: Eukaryota; Fungi; Ascomycota; Eurotiomycetes; Eurotiales; Aspergillaceae. The coding region runs from base 1 to 2493 and encodes 830 amino acids.
AUGAUAGAAUCAUCUAUACAACGUUCCUGGACCCUGAGCAAGGCCCAGGUCGCAGCUAUUCUCGAUGAUGUUACCUACAAGCCAGCUGAGAACAAGUCCGGGCUCCUCCCUAUCGAAAUGAGGUUCAUGGACUUUGGGGAGACCGGGGAAGCGGGAAACUACGAGAAGAUAAGCAUGACGAAGACAAAUGCCCGCAUCGCACAGUGGUGUCAGGAGGCAUACGAUCUCCUGGACCCCGAGAAGGCGGAUCUGGAUUCACACCUCGAGCGGCUAGACGCUGCGUUUUCAACGCUGGUGACCUGCUGCUUUCAGGUCCACAAGAAGAAACUGAGCAGGGAUGAGAUUGUAGAUAAGACAUGCGCCUUCCUAGCCCGUCUCCCCUCGUACCCCCCAGAGCUGCAAUUCGACUAUGAGAGCAAGAACGGUCAGGCCCGUUUAAUCAAUCCGUGGCCGGCUCAAUAUCUGUGUACGUCUUCCACCGAUGAGGCGCAAUCCGAGGAGCCCCAAGAUGGGUACAAGUGGGCAAGUCUCCGAGUGCUUUCGAGACCAAGCACGAGUGUUAUUCGCAUUGCUUUGUACUUGACAAUGGAUCAAAGUAUUGCAUUCGCGCUUACCUCCGACUAUUCAGAUACCAUUGUCAGACUUCUGGACGCUGUAACAGAGUUAUACCGCAGCUCGACCACUGAAGCUGCUGCACAAGCUUGGUUCGUCGUGCAGGCAUUUCUCUGGGCGGCGUGGCAGCAGACCGUGAUGCUACAGUUCGGUUACGACUGCGCAAGAGUGUUGAGAAUUGGCUACCAGUUUGAACGACAUAAUUAUCUCAUAUCGAGACUGACUCCCUUGGCGAUGCCGGGGCGUGCAGUUGUUGAGCGCUCAAGACCGAGCUAUAUGUGCAAAUGGGCGUUUGAGCUGCUUCGCUCCGAUCUCAGCUCGGUCACUCAGGAUUUUAGGAAAUUUUUCAAGACAUUCGAGAUUCACUUUGGUGGCCGUGCGGCCCGUUGCAACCUUGUUGGUGGACAAGGAAGGCAGAGGGUCUGCGAUGGCAAAGCGCCUGGCAACUGUCAGAGAUUUGAGUCCGAGGGCGUCCAGAUCCAAUCUGCUCACGAUGUCAAGUGUCCUGGGCCUACUUGCAGCUUCUUGACCUGGGAUGAGCAGUCGUAUAAAGACAUAACAGGAGCGAGAGCAGUCUGUCCGGAGAAGACUGAUGAUAAACUGAUUCGAUAUCGUCCUGUGACCAGUGAAACGAUGGCAGUGUCUCACGUCUGGAGUCACGGGCAAGGAGGGCGACCUGAGACUGGGUUCAACAUCUGCCUCCACAGGAGGUACACUGAAUUGGCUCGAACCCUUGGCUGCACGUCCUACUGGAUGGAUUCACCCUGUGUCCCAACCGACAGCGAGCUCCGGACCGAGGCGCUUGGUCAGAUAAACGAUAAUUUCUCCAAUAGCAAAGUCACUUUGCUUGUUGAUCGAGACAUUAUGGAGAUUGACAUCCAUCCACUGACUCUGCAGGCGCAAGAAGCCAUCUUAGCUACGCUAGUCGUAUGCGACUGGAACGUCCGUGCAUGGACGCUUUUGGAAGGCUUGCGAGGGCGCGUGAGGCUCCAUCUCUUAUGCAAAGAUAAUCGGAUUAUAUCGCUGAAAGACGUCAUCUCCAGCGUUGUACUACAGAGCGACCUCUCCCUCAUAUCGCCAUGCCUAGCUAUUCAAUACUACACCCCUACACAUCCUGAGGAUGCCCAGUUCGUCCCGGAGGAAGUUGUCACGAAAGAGCAGGCCACUUGCCUCCUCAACCACAGACAUGCCACCAAGGACCGAGAUGUGACCAUGAUCUGGAGCCUUGUCUGUGGCUCAAACAAGAUCGUCAAGACGGCUGAAGGUUUCUGGAAGGCGACAGUGGGACAGCCGGUAGCAACAGGAUUUCUCGUGUCCAGCGCCCCGCGGAUCAAGUCUCAAGGAUUGAGCUGGGCGCCAGCACGCCCGAAUCUCCUGCCUCCGACGGCUGGCACGCCCAAUGAAAAGCCAUAUCCCGCCUAUGAUGGGCAGAACAGCGUUUCCGGUAUCAUCACAACAGAGGGCCUUCAAGCGGAAUGGCUCGUGUGCCCAAUCCGCCGUUCCAGGGCUCUUGGGAUGUGGUUCUCGCUGUAUACCUACGCGGAUGCCGAGAACCGAUUGCAAGCGUACUACAGAAUCUGGAACGAGGGCGCAAACUCGAAGAUGGAUAUGAAAAGUCUAUUCAAGCUUCGCUCUGUGAUUGCACCGCUAUUCAAAAAACAUCGCUGGGUUGCUCUCUUGCAACCCGCUCUCCGACACCGAACAUCCACUGGACCUGUAUCUCCUCCGCGGCCGUUCCCGUACCAAGGGGAAUUCCAGGGCCCAUUGCUAGUCGUGGUGACCUCGGAUGAUGAAGAGAAGUGGGAGUGGCAGUUUGUGCAUGAGUGGGACACGAACUAUCAACUGCCAGAAUUUUCGAUCAAGGAAAUAUUGAUAGUCUAG